This is a messenger RNA of Necator americanus (New World hookworm), 492 nucleotides long. RefSeq lists its product as uncharacterized. Lineage: Eukaryota; Metazoa; Nematoda; Chromadorea; Rhabditida; Ancylostomatidae. The transcript has 5 exons. Gene Ontology annotation, biological process: regulation of actin filament polymerization; dendrite morphogenesis; regulation of filopodium assembly. The record is from RefSeq and is a predicted model, not a curated record. The coding region runs from base 1 to 492 and encodes 163 amino acids. Gene Ontology annotation, cellular component: nucleus; lamellipodium; filopodium tip. Gene Ontology annotation, molecular function: actin monomer binding; actin filament binding.
AUGCCGAUUUCGUACCUCUCUAGUGUUGAUCGAGCGUACAAACGCUACGCUUGUGAGGAAUACGAUAAUAUUGCUUAUUUACAUCAUCCCAGUGGAGUCUGCGUAGUGGUUCUGCGGCAAGAGCUAAACAGUGAAGUCACAGAAGUAGAUUUUGCGAACACUAAAAAAUCAGGAUUAUCGCGAGCGGACCAUGUAGUCGUUGGAAAAGGAAAAAAAGGAGGCCUACAUCUGCAGAAAAAUACGAGAUUAUGCACGAUACGAUGCGAAAAUGGAAAGGAAAUCAUCGUAAGAGCUGGUGUUCGAGGUGUUUUAGCUGAAGUGAACGAUCGUUUACUUUCAAAUCCUGAUCUUGUGAGGACUGCACCAGAAAAUCAGGGUUACAUUGCGGUUGUUACAUUUGGAGCCGGUAAAAGGAAACCGGAAGAGUUUAUAACUGAACUUCCACCGAAACGUGUCUACCUUAAGGAGUAUGAAACUGAAAAUAAGAACUAA